AUGUGUUUAGAAAUACUGGUCCACGACUUUGACUGCUUUGUACUCAACUAUGGGCGAGUGGGGUUUCCUGCCGGACUUUUGUUGUUGUUGUUGUGUUCAUCUCUUCUUCAUUUGCUCCCCAAUGCAGGCGUGCUGGUGUUCUGGUCACCAUUCCAUGAUCCUCGGGUGCACGAGAAUGCACCGGCUGGUGUCCACGUGACCACCGUGCGUGCCCUGGAUGAGUCGGCGCCGGGAAAGCCGGUCGCCUACAGUCUCCUGGACGUCAAGGACUCCACCUACUUCCAUUUGAACUACCUGACCGGAAACCUCACAACAGCGCGGCCCAUCACCAGAAAGGUCGGCGAAAAAUACGAGGUGAUCGUGGCCGCCGUGAGCCAAGGGGUGACCGAGGUGAAGACGAUGCAGAUCGAGGUGACCGUACCCAACGAGUACCCGCCCCGGUUCGAGCACCCCGUGUACCGUGCCGAGGUGCACCAGACCCGAACCCGGCCCGGGUACCGGGUACUGCAGGUUCGCGCCCAAGACCCGGACCCGGUGCCGUACAACGCCGAGGUCUACUACCGUCUCGAGGCCGGACCGGAGUCUACGAGGGCGCUCAAGUACCUCGCCCUAGAUGGCAUCACAGGUGAAGUGACGCUUAAUCGAACCCUGUCCGACGUGGCGGACGCCAUGAUAGCCUUUACCGUCGUCGCCGAGGACGGCGGAUCGCCCGUGAAAGAGGACAGGGCCCGGGUUGAAAUCCUCGUCAAGACCAUCUCCGAUCCGCAGAACACGCGCGCCGUCGUGGUGAACGAGACGAGCGUGCGCAUUUGCUGGCAGCGACCCCUGUACUGGCAACGUGUCCGGCUACGUGGUCAAGUACAGGGCGACAUCGGAGAACGUCACCUCGUACGUCAACGUGACCACGGGUGCGCCCGACAAACCGAUUACGAGUACCGCGUGUACGCCUGGAACGGCAAAGAAGAGGGCAUCGGCAGUCCCGUCGACCGAUUCGCCACGCGUAUCGACUACUGCCUGAUGAACGUCUGCAAGCACGGCUCCUGCGAAGCCAGGGAAGCGCUGCCCGGUUAUCGUUGCCUGUGCGACCCGGGCUUCUACGGAGACGCCUGCGAGCACUUCGACCCGUGCUCCGAGAACCCGUGCAAGACGUUCGGCACCUGCGUCAACACCAGCCACGGCGAGUACCGCUGCGACUGCUUCACCGGUUUCUCCGGUCGCAACUGUUCCGACUUCAACCCGUGCCUGCUCAAGCCUUCUGCUUGCCUCCACGGUGGCGUGUGCGAGUCCAACUCGUCGCACACGUUCACCUGCCUCUGCGUGGACGGCUAUUACGGCAAGACGUGCCACCAGUACGACCCCUGCUUCUCGUCGCCCUGCAUGCACGGCGCCCGCUGCCUGAACGAGUCGGACGAGAAGUUCAGCUGCCAAUGUCGUCCGGGGUACGCCGGUGACCUUUGUGAGGAGAACAUCAACGAGUGCCUGUCGAGCCCGUGCAAAAAUCGCGGAGACUGUGAAGACGGCAUCGACAGCUUCACAUGUCAUUGCACACCGGGCUAUGGCGGUCCACUUUGCGAGCUCCGAGACACGUGCCCAGAGGAAGUGCAGCAGACUGAUAAGGGCACUUUCCACUGGCAACCCGUUCCACACGGUUCAGUGGCCAAAGUCGAGUGUCCGUACGGAGCCUACAACCCAGCUAGCGAGUACAAGUACGCGAGACGGAAGUGCCGCCUCCUGGCGGACGGCCAGACCAGCUGGAUGAAGGUCUCUGCUCAGCACUGCCGAUACAAGAGCUUCCAGGCGGCGGAGAACAUCACCUCCGAGCUGGAGCACCUGACGCAUGAUCCGAGAAGCAUCAGGCCUGAACAGCUGCGCAACUUCGCCGACAAGAUCGAGCCCAUCGUUGACUACGCCAUCAAGGAUAUCAAGAUUGCGCAAGCCAUGAUUCACGUGAUCAGCAACUUCCUCGCUCUGAAUGACAGUGUCAUCGAAGAAGGAGACGCCAAUGGAGUGGCUGUCGAGAAGCUGGUUUCGGUGGUGGAGAGGUUCACCUCGGAGGUGGUGCUGGGACCCGGAGCGCUCAUCAUCGAGAAUGAGAACCUGGUGGUCAAGGCGGUCGCCUGGUCUCCCAAGCUGCUGUCACAGGGCCAGGACUUCCUGAGCUUCUCGCUGCGUUCCAACGGGGACCACUACUUGCACGAGGAGUUCUCUGGCGACGUGGACGACCAGGACGGCGAAGAAAACAUUGUGAUCACGAUUCCAUUCGAGGCGCUGUCGAUGGCCAUCAACAACUCUCUCCUAGCCGCUGGCGAAGCCUAUCGCCCCAUACACGAAGUGGAGAAAGGGCCGCGCAUCUCGUUUGUGUCUUACAGAAACGACAAGUUCUUCCGGCCACACCGCUACGGUCCAGCGUCCCUGGUUAGCACAGGACAAGUCGUGCUAUCAGCCAAGAUUGGAGACCGCAGGAUAGAAAACCUCACGGAUCCCUUGAUAUACUCCUACCCGACUUACAGCGCUGAGAGAUACGUCUGUGCUUUCUGGGAUGAACGCCGUAAACAGUGGUCUACCACGGGCGUAACAACCAAUCAGUCGGGAAACGUUACUGUUUGCACAUCAACCCACAUGACGGCGUUUUCCCUGCUUCUGGAUCCACUACCCGGAAUGUCACUGGCACCUCAGCACUACCGCAUUCUCUCGCUCAUAUCCUACGUCGGAUGCAUCAUGUCGAUUGUCGGACUGUUCUUCACCAUUCUAACCUACUCAAUUUUCAGGUGCCUCAACAAAGACCGCUCGGGCAAGAUCCUUCUCAACCUGUGCUCUGCCAUGCUGCUGUUAAACAUGGCCUUUCUUGUUGGAUCACUGCACCAACGCUUCCCCAGGAUCGAGUUGUGCCUGGGCACGGCCGUGGCCACGCACUAUUUCCUGCUCGCCUGCCUCGCCUGGAUGGGUGUCGAGGCAGCCAACAUGUACCAAAUGCUGGUGCACGUGUUCGCGUCUUCCGAGACCUGUUUCAUGCUCAAGCGCGUUCUCAUCGCCUGGGGUAUUCCUGCAGUCAUUGUUGGCACCUGCUUGGCCAUAGAUUUGGAGCCUUACAGAAGCCAAGAUGACUACUGCGUGAUAUCAUCCAGAAACCCAUACAUCUACUACGUUGCAUUCCUCGGCAUCUCCUGCUUCAUCCUGUUCGUCAACUUGCUCGUCUUCAUCAUGGUGACGCGGGUGCUGUUCAAGCCACGAAUGUCCGGCGCCACCUCGAAGUCCGUCAACCACAACUCGACUUCCGCUUCCGGUUCCGGCGCUGCCAGCAACCCUCUACCGAUCACCGCGGCCCAAGUCCGCGGCGCCUUCACCGUCAUGACGCUGCUCGGGGUCACGUGGAUCUUCGGUGUCUUCGCCGUGGGCGAAGCUCGGACCGUGUUCCAGUACGUCUUCUGCGUGUGCAACUCGAUGCAAGGCUUCCUCAUUUUCGUGGUGAGGGUGCUCCAGUAUCCGGAGGCCCGGGCAGCCUGGACUCAGCUCGCCACAACAGGGACGUUCAAGAAGAACCGCGGGGCCGGACCGCAGGCGGCCUCCUGGUGCGCCUACUCUAAUCCCAAGCGCAACAGUCAUUCGUCUAUGGUGCGGGUCACGUCCAACAGCACGGACAGUACGAGCACCGUGGUGUUCAACAGCAACAUGUGGAACAAGGGUACCGGGAGCGGUGGUCCGGCCAGUGCUCGCGACUGCCCUACGAGGCUGUCGCGCUUCUCCAGCGUGGGCAGCUUGCUGAAGAACUGUAACCUGCAGAAGGCUGACAAGAACACAAGCACCCUGAAUAGGAAAGACAAGGCAUCCUCCAAGACAACCGCCGAAGAACUCUGUGCCAAGCCUAACCACAAGGAAUUCUACUCGUCCGAAGACCAAGUCACGUCCCUCGUACCUGACCUAUACGCCGGUCAGGAGCACCAAAUCAAGAGCCACGGCGUCAGCGCGCCCGACCCGAUGAAGUACAUCGACGACGACUCGCGAAGCACGGUCACGACGCUGGGUCUGGGCGCCAAUCAAAAGGCUCACAUCUUGUUCGCCUACACGGGAGCCGAGGCUACGCCCAUACGCGUCAACGGCGUGGUGCACUCACAGCUGGACAAGCCCAAGCUGGAGUCUUUCAGCACGUUCCAGAGGUCUUCGCCCGUGCCCGCCAGCACACCCAAGAUUCCCGAACUGCCGCGAUCCUGGAACGCCACUUCCACGGCCACAGCGGUUGGGGCUGGACCCGUGGACGUAGUCGUUCCAGACCACGACGUCAUACGCGGCUCCACGAAGAUGACGGAGGAGACAUCUUUCGUGACGUCAGAAGGAGCAAGCAUCGCGGUUGCCUCUUGAAGAGCUCGUGCUAACAAGCUCCUAAGUUCCUAAGUUCUUGACAAUGGCGAAUCAUGGCAUUCGUCGCUCUCGCGCCAAAAAAAGGAAACCUAACGUAACUGACAAACUGAGCUCUUGACAAGUCUGUAGACUGGAGAUCGGAAUGUGUGCCUUCUGUUCAGCAUCCUACCGUUUGAGACGCGUAGCGUAGUGUUCGUAAGUGAAGACUUCAUGAAGGAAUGUUACCGUCAUCACGCGCUAUGUGCAAUACGUCAUCUUAGCCGCCUGACGGCGUUCGGCAGCACUUGUGUCAGCGUUGUGGAAGCCUUAGCAUUUGCUGCACCACUCCACAGUACAAUGCCAUUCACAUUCAGUGAGCUGUGUACCAACUUCCACGUAAGUGCGCCGGUCCAAGCAAGACACGAAGACCCUGCCGUCCUCAAGGGCUCGGAUUAGUGUCGGUGUCCCUUACACGGAAGCAUGCAGUGAAAUGCUGUGUUUUAACUUUUAAGUCCCUUCGCGACAAGGGCUGUUCUUGCAUUAAGGCUUACUCUUAUGCGCUGACCUUUUCCCACGGCCGAAGACUACUGACAGGACCAUGCGGCUGUGCACCAUCUCGGAUAUUCUUGUGCCAUGGCUUUUCUACGAACGUUCCCACCAGAGACCUUGCGGCAUUUUCUUACUGUGUCCGUUCCCGAAUGCCUUAUGUAUGUCACAAAUCAAAACUGAUAGGUCAUGUGACCGUGUGAACAGUGAAAGUUAUCUUAUUUUGUUCGGUCCUGGAUAUUACUUGAUUGUGGAACACAUUGUACUAGGUGUUGAUGUAGGAACCGCCAUAUUCUGUAUAUAUACGUGCAGUUAUGUGAUGUCUCUAUGUGCCCGAACCUUUGGAGUGCAUUUAAAUUAAUUUCACAAUUACAUAAAUCUAUAUAAAGCUUUACUAGAAGCGAUGCAUUAAGGGCGUGCAUAUUUUAUGUGCGUUGUGAAGUCAUUGUAAUUUUUAUGUGAGAAAGAGCAUAUGCGUGCUUGUGGUUGUGAGAAUGUGAAUGUCUAAACUAAGGCUAAGCAAAAAUUUCAAAGUUUUACCUCGGCGCUUAUCUUUAAUAUGCGAGAUAUAGGCAAACUGCGCUGCAAAGAAACCACUAAAAAUAUUUUUACGGGGGUUCGCUGCAUUUGAAAAAGUCUUCAAAACUUCCGCUAUUUCGGAAACAUUUUAUUUUUUGAUAAUUUGCGAAAGCUAUUGCGUGCUGAAAGCAAACUAUCUUUAGAAUCCUUCAGUUAUCUAAACAAAUCUUAAAAUUGGCUAAUUGAUCAACAUAAGUUAUCUAAGGAUAAUUGGCUUCAAAGCAAUAUAAGCCUCACCGAAUUGAUCACGAAACCCUGCGUGGGCGACUAUGGGUGGCUCAGAAGCACACAAUUACCUUUUGCAGACUGAACAUGAAAGAUCUUGCCAGGGUGAUAAGUAUUACACAAUUAUAUUCCUAUGUGCUACAUGUGUUCCCUUUGUGCAGCUUGUUCGAUGGAUAUCACGUUUCGUUAGUUUUGGGAUCCAGCUUUCCUCAAACUUGCCAAAUUUUAUCAAAUAUGUGGGAAAAAAUUGUCUUUAGACCUGUUGUUGAACCAAGCAUUACACAGUACUUACGUUUAUUCUGAAACAGACAGGGCGUGCAGACACGGACGCAUGAAGUCACAACACCACAAACGCCGACUAACAACUGAAGAGACGCACAACGGUGGAAAAGAAAGAAGGCACGAAAAAUUAUCUGCGCAUGCCCAUGCAACAGGCGAACCUAUCAAUUCGGCAUGCGUGGGGGUCUACGUGAAAGAUAACCGUUAAGGCAUUUAUUUGAUUGUGGUGCCGUGACUUCUUUCUUGUGUCCGUGUUUGCACGCCCUGUCUUUUUAGAAUGAAUACUUACCAUCUAGCGCAGCUCUCUGUUAUUCCAAUACUUACGCUCGUCCUUUAAGAUACCCCAGUUGAUUUUUUGACUAAAAGAGAUGCUUUAGACGUUUGAUCGACCAUUGAAGACAUAAGUUAUAGUCAGUGCAGAGGUUCUUGACAAGUCAGAGAGGUUGACAUCUAAAACGACCAGAGGGUAGGCACUAUGAGAUAAUGGAAAUACAUGCGCUGCUGUAAAUAACGCCAUGAAAGGGGCCAGUUCAUUGUUGUGCGUGUACGAAAUUAUGCACCGCUUGUAUAUGUUCUGAAGCACCGUGGACGUUUAAACAAACGACUUAUCAUGUCACGCCCAUUAGUAUAAUUCUUUUGUGGGUGUCGUCUCCUGCAAAACUAUCGUAGGCGCCUCGAACCUAUAUAACUGUUGGUUCCUGUACCUCGACGACACACAGUUUCCCGUGUCACUGUAACAGCUUUCGCGAGUCCCUAUUACCUGAUCUGCGACGUUGAUUUACUGGUCGUGUGAGUGCGCGCCAGGCAAUGCUAUUUCCUUGAUCCUUCGUAAUGAAACGUAACAACAAAUCAGUCCAAUUCAGAGUAAGUUAGAGAACGUCAAAAUAGACUUCAUGCCGAACACCACGCGAGUGAUGUGAUUUCGGCAGGCGCCUCUGCUCUGCAGGGGGUGGCCCCCUUAGCCCCAGUUAAAUAUUUUUGAAACAACGGUACUUUGCCAACCGUGGCUUGCUGUCGCUCUCACUAAAUCUUUUGCGUUCUGAAGCGGCAUGGAAGACAGUGCGGCUUGCAACCAAUACGGCAGCGAAGAAACUAUAAAACACGUUCUUUGUCAAUAUCCUCGCUUCAGCUCGCGCAUAUUGCCACUAGCUGCUCUGUUGGCCCGUCUUGACGAGAGGCCGCUGUCGGAACAGUGAGUACAAGAAUGUCGCACCGGAAAUCAUUUAGGGCCUUCUUGUACUUUUUUCCGUGGCAGUGUC
Molecule: messenger RNA, 7223 nt
Organism: Rhipicephalus sanguineus (brown dog tick)
Lineage: Eukaryota; Metazoa; Arthropoda; Arachnida; Ixodida; Ixodidae
Product: cadherin EGF LAG seven-pass G-type receptor 3
Exons: 20
Coding region: 1-4356 (1451 amino acids)
Biological process (GO): cell surface receptor signaling pathway; G protein-coupled receptor signaling pathway; homophilic cell-cell adhesion
Cellular component (GO): membrane
Molecular function (GO): protein binding; calcium ion binding; G protein-coupled receptor activity
Source: RefSeq, a predicted model, not a curated record